AGAAAGAGAACUUGGCAGUGCUGCUUCGGGUUUGCAUUUUUUUCCUCUUGGCCAGCCAACAACUCCGGCAUCUCUCAAGUGGUCCCCAAGUUUGUCUAGGGGUGGAAGCUGAGACAGCCCAGAUAGGAAAGACCCCAGUCUUCCUUCGGGAAGUUCCCGUCUGGAGGAGUCAGAAAAGAAAGUCACUGUUAAAUCCUAAUCUUAGCAGUUACUUGACUACGGAGUGAGUAACCGUUAACCAGGGGUCAGAGGGUGACCGGAGACCUCAGUCAGGAACUCUGCCCUGAGUAAACCAAGACAAGUAGCAACCUCAGUAUGUACUCCAAAGCUUACAUCUUGCUGGAAAGAGAAUUCAGGGAGUUAAAACGUGACACAAGAAAGGAUAUUACUGCUUAUCCUGUAAGUGAUGAUAUGAUGAAUUGGAAAGCUGAGAUUGAAGGUCUUCGCAAUUCAGUUUGUGAAGGACUUGUUUUCUACCUGACAUUAGAGUUUUCACAAGAGUACAAUUCUGUUCCUCCAAAUGUGAAAUUUACAACAAUUCCUUUUCAUCCAAAUGUAGACCCAUAUACCGGUAAACCCAGUAUAGACUUUUUGGACAAGCCUGGCAAGUGGAACACGAAUUAUACAGUACUCAGCAUCUUACUUGAUCUACAGAUGUUGCUUUCUUACCCUGUCCUAAAAAAUCCAGUGAACUUGGAGGCAGCCCAACUGCUGAUUAGAAAUGCGUCUACGUAUAAAAUGGUAAUUCAGGAACUUUUGCCGCCAGCAUUACCAAAAAGAGAGAGCAGCCUGGUGAUACCUGAAAAGCCACAGGAUCGAGUCAGGGUAAUUAAAACAAUCUCAUUUAAUGAUUACUACAAGACAUGGUCUCAGAUAGCCACGACAAAAGUCGCAGAACACUCCAGAAACCCAUUUGUUGGAGAUCCACAUUUCAUGGGACAGUAUUACAAAUGGAAGCAACAGGAUCGGCAGAAUCAAGUGCAAUGGGAGUCCAAGUUUGCACUCUCAAAGUGGCAGACUGCUAGGAAAAAAAUAAUGGCUCAGGAAAAGAGCAAUCACUACAACCAAGUGAUAGGUAUCUACCCAUCUCCGAGUGAACUUUCUUUUGAAUAUGAAAUAGAAGAAGAAGAAGAAGAAGAAGAAGAGGAGGAGGAGGAGGAGGAGGAGGAAGAAGAAGAAGAAGAAAAAGAAGAAGAAGAAGAAGAACCAAGGAUUUAUCAAAUACCUCAGGAGUGGCCAGAAGAACAUGAUUCAAAAGAAUCCUGGGAAGAGGAAGCAGACCACCUGGUCUCCUGGACCAAUGGUCUUGAUGAAGAAUCUUUGAACUAUGAGUACUUUGACAACGUAAAGAACUAUGAGAACUUGGGCAACUAACACACAAGGACUUUACACACUGCCCUAUUACAGUGCAGUCUCAGGGAACAGUUUUAGGAGAUGCUCAGGACCUGGCUUCUGCUCUCUACCCCAGUUGAUCUCAUCUUUCUGGAAGCACAAAAUAGAAAAUACAAGUAUAAGCC
Mus musculus (house mouse) is the source of this 1517-nucleotide messenger RNA. RefSeq names its product ubiquitin-conjugating enzyme E2U (putative) (gene Ube2u). Lineage: Eukaryota; Metazoa; Chordata; Mammalia; Rodentia; Muridae. The transcript has 10 exons. The record is from RefSeq and is marked validated. The coding region runs from base 316 to 1374 and encodes 352 amino acids.